Messenger RNA from Scleropages formosus (Asian bonytongue), 3862 nucleotides. It is a transcript of the gene st14a, whose product is annotated as ST14 transmembrane serine protease matriptase a. The record is from RefSeq and is a predicted model, not a curated record. The transcript is spliced from 19 exons. Bases 413 to 2938 code for a protein of 841 amino acids. Gene Ontology annotation, cellular component: membrane. Gene Ontology annotation, biological process: proteolysis. Gene Ontology annotation, molecular function: serine-type endopeptidase activity; protein binding. NCBI's taxonomy places the organism in Eukaryota, Metazoa, Chordata, Actinopteri, Osteoglossiformes, Osteoglossidae.
AAAGUGCUUUGCGGACUAUCGGGAGGUAACGGCCGAGUACAAAAAAAACCGCGUUUUAAUUCACCAACUAGUGUCUUUAGUGUGGGGGGGGAAAAAACUUACUCGCAAAAGCGACAAAAUGACGUCGCCGGUGGUGCGCGCGCCGACCCCGCGCUCCUGCGGUAUCACCUGUAUGGGCAGGAAGCAGUAGGAGGAACACGCCCGAAACGCACACUGACUCACACGCGGUCACGCAGCGAAACUGCCAGUUACUUCAGCACCAAGUCGACGUUGUGCGGAAUCUUCCCGAAAAUCAGGAAGAGGAGUCGAGGGCCGUAGAGCAGCAGAAGGAGGAGGACGAGGUGAGAGGUGUCCGCGCGCGCUCUCGUCUCGUUGCCCACCUGACCUCCAUCAUCAUCAUCAUCCCAGAGCCAUGGAUCCGCUCGCCUCCAGAACGUAUUACAGCCCACGGGCGCAGGACUGGGAUUCUUCUGUCCAGUUUCUGCCUGCAACUGACUCCAGGAUGCUGGAGAAAAAGGGACCAGGAAGGGCAUGUACUGCAAUUAUUCUGGUCAUCUUUCUUGCCAUCCUUGCACUUGUGACUGGCCUGUUGGCCUGGCAUUUCUACUUCCGCAAGGAAACUGUGGUCAAUAAAAUGUACACUGGCUCCAUGCGGAUCACAAACCAGGCUUUCCUGGAGAGCUAUGAGCAUCCUAACAGUACUGAGUUCAGAGCGCUGGCUGCGCAGGUGGUGUCACAGCUGAAGAAGAUCUACUCUAAAAACUCACUGCUGUCCAAACAUUAUGUAGGUUCCACGGUGCAAGCAUUCAGCGAGGGCAGCGUGAUUGCCUACUACUACUCCGAGUUCACAGUACCGGUGGAGCUGCAGUCCGCCAUAGAUAAUGCAAUGACUUCCGUGGACAGACUGCAGGGCCGCAGAAUCAACAUGACUGACCCCCUUCAGAUUGUCAACAUGACUUCAUCAGCUGUGGAUUCUCGCAUGGUCUGGAAAACGUUCAAAUCCAGUAAUGACUACUACAUUCACACCUCAAAUGGUGUGAACAAGAGUCUGAUGUCACCUGGCUUCCCUGACCUCCCAUAUCCAUCCAACACCUUCACCCAGUGGCAUUUGCGGUCUGACCCAAAUUAUGUGAUCAAGCUCACCUUUGACUCUUUCAGCGUGGAAAGUAACUGCAAUAAUGACUUUGUUAAGGUGUACGACUCGCUGGCUGCAAUAGAGAGCUUCCUCCUUGCAGAAAAGUGUGGACACUAUGCCCCAACUGAACCCCUGAGCUUUAUUUCCUCACGGAAUGUUAUGCUGCUUACCCUGGUGACUAACGAGAGAAACAACUUCCCUGGCUUCAUGGCUUAUGUCACGCAAGUCCCUGCCAACAGCCGAGCAUGCGGAAGCCACCUUACAGGACUCAAAGGCACCUUCAAAAGUCCUGAAUUCCCCUCUUACUACCCUCCUUCUGUCGACUGUGUGUGGACCAUUGAGGUACCUGCAGGCAAAUUCAUCAAGGUGAAAUUUCUGAAAUUUCUUCUGCCCAACACAUAUCAGGCUUCUACCGUUUGCCUAACAGACUAUGUAGAAAUUGAGGGGCAAAGGUUCUGCGGAGAAAAGAAAUAUGGUUUCGUGGUCACCAGUAAACGCAACCAGUUGAAGGUGUUGUUCCAUUCUGACAUGUCCAUUGUGGACCGUGGCUUCUUUGCUGAAUUUGAGGCCUUCGAACCCACUGAACCUUGCCCAGGAGCAUUCCACUGUCAGAGCAACCGCUGCAUUAACGUAAAAUUGCACUGUGAUGGCUGGGAUGACUGCGGAGACAGCAGCGAUGAGAUUAACUGUGAGUGUAAUGCUACUCAGAUCAGUUGCAGGAAUGGCCUGUGCAAGCCCAGUUUCUGGAAGUGUGAUGGCGUGGAUGACUGUGAAGACAACACAGAUGAGGAGAACUGCAAAGUGGAAUGCAAAGCUGGGGAGUUCCCCUGCCAGGAAGGAAAAUGCAUUUCGGAAAAGAAGAAGUGUGAUGGAAAGCACGACUGCGGUGAUGGCUCUGAUGAACUCAACUGCCAAACCUCAGCCGUAGUGCUGUGCACAGACUACACUUACAAAUGUGAAAACGGAAAGUGCAUCAGCAAGCUGAACCCUGAGUGCGACCUUGUCGUGGACUGUGAAGAUGGCUCGGAUGAGGCAAACUGUGCCUGUGGAAAGCAGCCCUUCAAGACCUCUCGUAUUGUGGGGGGGCAGAAUGCCCUAGAGGGAGAGUGGCCCUGGCAGGUCAGUCUGCACAUCAAGGGUGCGGGACAUGUGUGCGGUGCCUCUGUCAUCAGCAACCGCUGGCUAGUCACAGCUGCACACUGUGUUCAGGAUGACUCCAAGAUCAAGUACUCGCAGCCAGGUGUGUGGGAAGUCUACCUUGGGCUUCAUGACCAGACCAGAAAAACGGAUUCCAAGUGGACAGAGAAGAGAAACCUGAAGAAUAUCAUUUGUCAUCCGUACUACAACUCCUUUACCUUCGACAACGAUAUCGCCCUCAUGGAGCUGGAAAGCCCCGUGACACUGAACCAGUACAUCACUCCUGUUUGCUUACCCAGCGUUACCCAUGACUUCCCUGCCGGCAAGGCCGUGUGGGUCACAGGCUGGGGUGCCACAAAGGAGGACGGCUAUGGUGCAGCGGUGCUUCAGAAGGCAGAGGUGCGCAUCAUCAAUAGCACAGUGUGCAACCAGCUGAUGUCCAACCACAUCACCUCACAAAUGCUGUGUGCGGGCGUGCUAACUGGCGGGGUGGAUGCAUGCCAGGGAGACUCCGGUGGUCCACUGUCCAGCCUGGAGCUUGGAGGUCGCUACUUCCUUGCUGGCGUGGUGAGCUGGGGUGAUGGCUGUGCCCGCAGAAACAAGCCUGGUAUCUACACACGAGUCACCAGAUUCCGGGGCUGGAUCAAACAGAAUACAGGCGUAUAAUCCUGCAGAGCAGACCUGAGAAUCGCUGCAAGGCAGAGCCUACCUUUAGGGACUUGGGCAGUAUCCAAACAGGAUAGUGGGAGUGAGGGGCAUCGCAUCUCCUGCUCCAUGCAGGUGCUUCCAUGUCAGGUUCCUGUCAUGCACCCGUCAGCUUUGUAGAUGACCAGACAUUUACACUUUUAUGUACUUAGCAGAACUUGCCCCCGGACUUGUCUGUGUUGUAAAAGCCAUUGCUGUGACCACAAACAGUGAAGGUCACCUGGCACCUGAUGCCAGGAUAUAGUCAUGGACAAGUUAACCAGGACAAUGUAUAAAAAGACAUUUUGUCCCUUAGGAAUUUUUUUUUUUAUUUUUGUGUUUUAUUUGUAGGUUACGUGUAUUCAUAAAAUUAACAUGUGUAAAUGUGUCUUGAAUUUGCAAACGGAACUACAACUACAGUGCAGUCAUUAUUUUCCCUUUUCUUCAGCUUUGCAUUAAGAUGCGCUCUGAAAGGUGUUUGUGCACUGGUGAGGGAUCUCUGUGGCUGCCCCCUACCUCUUUGUAUUAGAUAUAUGCCCAGUUGUAGUGGAGAUUUUAGCAUUUUUAAACUUUUGUAUAGUGUUUUUAUCCAGUCAAAUGUAAUUGCUUUGUAUGUAUUAUAUUUUUUUAGUCUUUUAAAAAUUAUUAUUAAACAAAGAAUCACUGAUGGACUUGUCCAAAAAAGAGUAUUGAUAUUAAGUGUCAUUUCUACUUUACUGACUGAAAAGUCUCUGUUACUGCUCUUUACUAUGUGUCUGUUUUAUCCGUCAUCACUUUUGUAGUGUCGUGCCUAUGAUCUGGAAAGUUUUGGAUGGAAAUCUACAGAACCUAAACCACUUUCUUAGGAUAAUUCAGAACAUGAGUCUUUACCUUUUUCAUUUGUAAACAAUGCAGUUUUUUCUUUCA